CAUCCCAUUACGGUAAUUAACACAUGGAGCAGGCGAGCGCAACCAAAUGCGCCCGACAUUGCUGGCUCUUCAUACCACGGACGUCACUGCAGUAGCCAGUCUCUACGCCGGCCAUCUCCAACUCCUCGCUUCCCUGACCUCCCGCCUUCGCCAUUCCAUCCUCCUUCGCCGCCUCCGCUCUCUCCACGCCCACAUCCUCUCCUCCGGCUUCAAGCCCCAAAACCACAUCCUCAACCGCCUCAUCGAUCUCUACUCCAAGCACGGUGACAUCCCAUCAGCUCUCCACCUCUCCGACACGUCCCCACGCCCCGACGUCGUCGCUCGGACCUCCCUCAUCAAUGCCUACUCAAACGCCGGCGAUCUCCUCCUUGCACGCAAGCUGUUCGUUGAAACGCCCAUCGGUGUUCGCGACACUGUAUUCUACAAUGCCAUGAUAUCUGGCUAUUCCCGUGCCAGCCAAGGCCCGCAGGCCGUUAAGGUUUUUCGUAGCAUGCUCCUGGAUGGAUUCAUACCGGACGACUACACAUUUACUGGCGUUCUUAGUGCGGCGGCUUACAUCGUUAAUCUGGAGCUUUUACAGUGUCAGCAGCUCCACGGCCCUACUGUUAAGCUGGGGUCAGAGCUGGUGGUCUCGGUUGCAAACGCUCUUAUCUCUUUAUACGGUAAAUGCGAGUCAUUUAUGGCUGGGAUAAUUGCACGUCAGGUGUUUGAUAAAAUGCCCGAGAGAGAUGAGCUGACUUGGACGACCAUGGUUGUUGGAUAUGUCAGAAGAGGUGAUUUAUUUUCCGCACGUCAAGUGUUUGAUAAAAUGGAUGAUAGGUUUGAUGUUGUCUGGAAUGCGAUGAUCUCAGGAUACGUCCAUCACGGGCUUUUCACAGACGCUUUUGAAAUUUUUCGAAGAAUGCUCUGCUUAAAGCUCCCCCUUGAUGAGUUUACCUAUACGAGUGUACUCAGCGCCUGCGCAAAUGCUGGGUUGUUCGGGCAUGGCAAGUCUGUGCAUGCUAGAAUUAUUCGGGACGGGCCCUGUUUUGAUCCCAAAUCAGCUCUGCCAGUGGAGAAUGUUUUGGUUACCCUGUAUUCAAGAUGCAGUAAGAUGGAACUUGCAAGGAAAAUUUUUGAUGGGAUUAUUAUGAAGGAUUCUGUUUCUUGGAAUGCAAUUUUGUCAGGGUAUGUGAAUUUGGGUCAAAUAGAUGAUGCCCGCGCCUUGUUUGAGGAAAUGCCUCGUGACAGCCAACUACCAUGGAUGGUGAUGAUGUCAGGAUUGGUUCAGAGUGGGCUUUCAGAGGAAGCUCUGAAGCUUUUUAGUCGAAUGAGAGCUGAGAAUGUCAAACCAUGCGACUACACUUAUGCAGGAACAUUCUCUGCUUGUGGGGAUCUUGGAGCUAUGGAACAUGGACGGCAGCUUCAUGGACAGCUAAUUAGACUUGGAUAUGAAUCCAGUAUCUCAGCAGGAAAUGCCCUUGUGACAAUGUAUGCCAAAUGUGGAGCUAUUGAGGAAGCUCAUCUUGUGUUUCUUAUUAUGCGAAAUUUAGAUUUUGUCUCAUGGAAUUCCAUUAUUGCAGCUUUUGCGCAGCAUGGCCAUGGAAAUGAGGCCAUUGAGCUCUUUGAAAUGAUGAUCAAGGAGGGUAUCCAUCCAGACCGGCUUACUUUUCUCACUGUGUUAACUGCAUGUAACCAUGCUGGACUAGUUGAUGAAGGUUUUCGAUACUUCGAAUCGAUGCAACGUGAAUAUGGUAUAAGCCCAGGAGAAGAUCAUUAUGCACGAUUGAUAGAUUUGUUGGGACGCGCCGGGAAGAUCGAAGAGGCUAAGACUGUGAUUCAUCAAAUGCCAUUUGAGGCUGGUCCUUUGAUAUGGGAAUCAGUUCUUGCUGGUUGUAGAAUUCACAGGAAUGUGGAUCUUGCUGUCUAUGCAGCAGAUCACCUCUUCAAUAUGAUACCGCAACAUCAUGGAUCGUAUGUUCUUCUAUCGAACAUCUACGCAUCGUUUGGACGAUGGGAAGAUGUGGCAAAGGUGAGGAAACUGAUGAAGGAUAGAGGGGUGAAAAAGGAGCCUGGGUGCAGUUGGAUCGAAGUCGAAAAUAAGGUCCAUGUCUUCCUUGUUAAUGACUUAUCUCAUCCUGAAGUGCACAAAGCAUAUAGAUUCCUGGAGGUACUUGGAGCAAAGAUGAGGAAAUUGGGGUAUGUUCCUGAUACUAGAUAUGUAUUGCAGGAUGUUGAAUCUGAGAGGAAGGAAUAUGUGCUUUCUACUCACAGCGAGAAGUUGGCUUUGGCUUUUGGAUUGCUAAAACUGAAAGCUGGAGCUAAAAUUAGAAUUCUCAAGAACUUGAGGAUUUGUGGGGAUUGCCAUAGUGCAAUCAUGUUCAUAUCACUUGCAACUGGAAGAGACAUUGUUGUAAGAGAUGCUAAGAGGUUUCAUCAUUUCAAGGAUGGGGAGUGUUCGUGUGGUAAUUAUUGGUGAAAUUAUGAGUUAAAGUGAACUCAGCGGCUAGGCUAUAGCAACUAGCAAGACAACACAAUUAUUUGCCAGUUGGUCAUCAGAGUAUUUUAAUUUGAACGAGUCUGAUAGCUAUUCAUGACUUUUGCAAUUCUUUAUAAAGUGAUUGUCAAGCUGAUAUAAAGAAAAUAAUUUUUUUGAAA
Dendrobium catenatum is the source of this 2637-nucleotide messenger RNA. RefSeq names its product pentatricopeptide repeat-containing protein At1g25360. Lineage: Eukaryota; Viridiplantae; Streptophyta; Magnoliopsida; Asparagales; Orchidaceae. The transcript has a single exon. Gene Ontology annotation, biological process: RNA modification. Gene Ontology annotation, molecular function: protein binding; RNA binding; zinc ion binding. The record is from RefSeq and is a predicted model, not a curated record. The coding region runs from base 47 to 2458 and encodes 803 amino acids.